AUGGCUCCAUCCGCAGAUCCCAUUUCCGUGUCCCCCGCACCCCUCGCCGGCUUCUCUGCCCCGACCCAUCCCGAGCGUCUGCGCGUCGACCGCAGCACCAAAGCAUUUGGAAGCGGAGCCACUUCACUUGUUGAUCUCCCUGCGGGCGCCAUUUUUGCCAAGAUCACCACGGCUACUCCCGGAAAGAAGGCCUACACAAGCGUACAGACCGGCCGCGACAGCCACAUCGAGCUCAAUUCCGACUUGGUCUACUGCAAUCACUCCUGCGCGCCAUCAUUGGUCUUCGACAUGGGUCGCAUGGAAGUGCGGGUCGUGGAUGGCCGUCCUUUGAAGACUGGUGACGCCCUCACUUUCUUCUACCCGAGUACCGAGUGGGAGAUGGAUCAACCAUUCCAGUGCACCUGCGGAGCGGGUGAAGGAGUCUGCAGAGGCUGGAUCUCUGGAGCCAAGACCAUGUCUAACGAGGAAUUGGAUGGAUACUGGCUCAACGGCCACAUCGCGGAGCUAUUGGGCGAGCGCAAGUGA
This is a messenger RNA of Penicillium soppii, 525 nucleotides long. RefSeq lists its product as uncharacterized. The record is from RefSeq and is a predicted model, not a curated record. Lineage: Eukaryota; Fungi; Ascomycota; Eurotiomycetes; Eurotiales; Aspergillaceae. The transcript has a single exon. Bases 1 to 525 code for a protein of 174 amino acids.